This is a messenger RNA of Dujonia railenensis, 1395 nucleotides long. NCBI's taxonomy places the organism in Eukaryota, Fungi, Ascomycota, Pichiomycetes, Serinales, Debaryomycetaceae. The record is from the annotation of a GenBank genome assembly.
AUGACUACUGCUACAACAUCCGAUAAGAGGACCAACAUUACUAAUACAAAACUUUCAGAAGGUGCGGGCGCCAAUAAAGAUCAAAAUUCUGAUGGCCCUGUUAAACGCCAUUUAAGUUUAUUCUCGUUUGGAGAGGACUCAACUACUCCUACUGCUGCUGGUACUUCUGCUGCUGGUGCUGCUGCUGGUUCUAAUAGUAAUAACGACAAGGAUAAUACCAUCAACACCAGCGGAGCUAAAAACGCCUACAACAUAUCUACCUCCCCCUCAGACUCGACUCAACUUAUUUCACCAGUGAACUCUCCUGAAUUCAACCAGUCUAUUCCAUCUUCAGAUAUCUUUGAGAGGUCGACCUUCGAAGGCUCGUUUACUGGUAAUCUGAUCCCCAAGUGUAAUAAAUGCAGAUGUGUUCCUUCCAAGUCGAAACUGUGUGCCCAUAACUCAUCGAUAUCACUUCAAGGAGGACAAUACUUGAAACAGGAGGACUGUAUUCCUGCUGCCCUUGAUGCCACUACUUCUGCAUUAAAUGACAAGGAAACCAACUUGGAUGAAGUCGAAAUGAUAUACUCGACGAGAAGAAAUUCUUCUGUGCUUGGGUUAAAUAUGGCUCUUGGUAGACCAUUUGCUCCUUCAAGGAAAAAUUCCACAUUCUCAGUUAGCAGUUUACUGCAACAGCAACCUCAACAAGUACUACUGCAACUGCAACUGCAACUGGGCAACCCACAACUCAACUCACCACCCAAGUUAGCACAUUCUAGGUCAUCGGUGAGCUUUGUAUCUUAUGCGGAUAUGCUUAGUAAUGAUGAAUUUUCAUCUAGAAGACCAUCAAUCUCUGCUGGCUCACAUUCUCAAAGCGCAGUACCAACAUUACAAUCCUUACAAACUAGUGCUGCUGCUAACUCCACUUUCCCAGCUAGCAAUUCCCCUACUGUUGGACCAUCUUCACCUUCAAAUGGUGGAUCCAACGGUCAAGGUUUACGUUUCAGAUCAACCUCAUCACUUGCAGGUUUGGAAAGGUCCAACUCCAACGCUUCGAGUCAAUUCUCGCAGUUAUCCAAGCAAAUCUUGAAGCAACAGCAAAAGAAGCAACAGCAACAGUCACAACCAUCAGUACCACUUCAACUGUACAUUAACGUCCAACCACCAACGCCACAACAACCACUGAUGUUGAACAAAAAGUUCUUAAUCUCCCCUGAAUCUUCUGAUAAUGAAGAGCUAGCUGACUUCAAUGCCGACUCCAUCAGACGUAACAUGUCUGUUAGUUCCAGCCAUUCAUUUAAGCUGAACAAGUCUAAUUUUUCACAGAAUUUACCAGAUUUUAAUGACGCUGAGAGUUUAGUUUCUACAUCAAUUGGUGACUGCUUAAGAAGGACCCAUACGGAACUUAACAGUUAA